AUGCCAACACAAAUCUCGCUUCUCGUGUACAAAGGCGUGCCAGUAGACUUCUCCAAAUACCGACACACAGCGCUGCACGCCCUCUACUCCGACGGCCAAUAUGAUUGGCUUCAUGCUGUCGGCGCACACCCUUUCUUCAAAUUUCAAAAGGACACAGAGAACCCGAUUUCUGAGCCGCCAAUAGCCUGGAUUCCUGUAUGUACGGUGCCGGACUCUGUCACUAGGGAGAAGAUUAUUUGUGCAUGUGCUUGCACGCCGGUGCGCAAUGGCAAUAGCGACCGAGACUGGAACUGCCAGAACUGGGUGGGGGAGGCCUUGACUGAGCUCGUCAAGAUUGGCUGUUUGACCAAAGAAGAGCGCGGAGUGGCGAUUGGUAAAAUGGUGGAGAUUAUCUUAGAAGCGGAGCUGGAAGACGAUGGGAUGUAUUAG
This is a messenger RNA of Penicillium roqueforti, 429 nucleotides long. RefSeq lists its product as uncharacterized. Bases 1 to 429 code for a protein of 142 amino acids. NCBI's taxonomy places the organism in Eukaryota, Fungi, Ascomycota, Eurotiomycetes, Eurotiales, Aspergillaceae. The record is from RefSeq and is a predicted model, not a curated record. The transcript is spliced from 2 exons.